GCUGGAGCACGGAGGUAUUUACAUGUGACGCACCAUACGGCUUUGGAGAACUUGUGGCAAUAUGUCUUUUACAGGUUACCUAGAAUUUUCUGCUAUGUUCACCAUUUAUUUAAUGAAUUAUCUGUCUUGGUAUAAGUGCUCUCAAUAGUAAUGUCAUACUGUUAAUAUAUUUCUGACCGUAUGUGUUUUUGUGCGAUAAAAUUGAAACUAAGCUAAGGUCAUAUUUACCCCAAAGACUAUUUUAACUCACCCUAGCAAAUACAAGGUACAUAAAAAUGUUUCCUACGAAAGCAAAACUUCUCCAAAGGCUACCAAAUUUAGGACGUACACUUAGGUGCUCACCUGUAUCAGGAAAAACACCUUAUUCCAGACUGGUUCUGGGUAUUGAGACCAGCUGUGAUGAUACUGGAGCUGCUGUGCUGGACGAGACAGGAGAGAUACUGGGAGAGUCUCUACAUUCACAGACAGAAGUUCAUCUCAAGUCUCCUAAACGCUGCAGGACUGGUGGUAUCAUCCCCCCAGUGGCUCAGCAGCUCCACAGAGAGCACAUAGGGCGUGUAGUCCAGGAGGCUUUGGACAGGAGCAAUGUGGAUCCAAGCCAGCUCUCAGCUGUGGCUACCACUGUGAAGCCAGGCUUGGCCCUGAGCUUGGGCAUCGGCCUGGAGUUCAGCCAGAGGUUGGUGAAGCAGCAUAACAAGCCCUUCAUCCCUAUCCACCACAUGGAGGCCCACGCCCUGACUGUCAGGAUGCUCCAACCUGUUGCCUUCCCUUUCCUGGUCCUGCUGGUUUCUGGUGGUCACUCGCUUCUUGCUGUGGCUCGAGGAGUCGACGACUUUCUGCUUCUAGGUCAGAGUCUGGAUAUAGCUGCAGGGGAUGCACUCGACAAAGUGGCAAGGCGUUUGUCCCUCAUAAAACACCCGCAGUGCUCCACUCUAAGUGGAGGACAGGCGAUAGAGCUGCUUGCAAAAGACGGCGACAGGACAAAAUUCCUUUUAACGACACCUAUGGGAAAAACAAAUGACUGCUGCUUUUCUUUCUCUGGGUUACACCAUCAGGUCACAUUGAUGAUCAAGAAAAAAGAGGCAGAGGAAGGUAUAGAAGAAGGGACGCUGCUAUCAUGUGUAAAUGACAUCGCAGCUGCCACUCAGCACACAGUAGCCACUCAUUUAGCAAAGCGAACGCAUCGUGCCAUCUUGUUCUGUAAGGCAAAUAACCUGCUCCCAUCAAGCAACCCCACUUUGGUUGUGUCUGGGGGAGUCGCCAGUAAUCAGUACAUCCGUAAAGCUUUGUCGAUCAUCACUGACAAGGAAGAAGUCAGCCUGCUCUGUCCUCCAGCUAAAUUUUGUACUGACAACGGAGUGAUGAUUGCAUGGAACGGUGUUGAACGCCUGAGAGAAGGGAAAGGAAUUCUACCUCCAAAUGUUGAUGUUUGCUUUGAGCCAAAGGCACCGCUGGGUGUUGACAUGAUUGCAGAGGUCAGAGCAUCUGGGAUCAAGCUCCCAUCGAUCAAGAUAAGAAUCCCCAACUGACAGACUCCAGAGAAGAUGGUGGUCACUCCUUGGUUUCAAAAUAGUGCACAUACUGUGUAUGUAUAAACAAAAUAAAAAGAUUUUUUAAAUAAAUUU
Messenger RNA from Cheilinus undulatus (humphead wrasse), 1625 nucleotides. It is a transcript of the gene osgepl1, whose product is annotated as O-sialoglycoprotein endopeptidase-like 1. Gene Ontology annotation, biological process: tRNA threonylcarbamoyladenosine modification. Gene Ontology annotation, cellular component: mitochondrion. The record is from RefSeq and is a predicted model, not a curated record. The transcript has 7 exons. Bases 276 to 1529 code for a protein of 417 amino acids. Lineage: Eukaryota; Metazoa; Chordata; Actinopteri; Labriformes; Labridae.